CCAGCAUCUCCGGAGAACUUCUUGAUACGUCGCUUUUAAUCAACCAACUCAGGUUCAGUGGUCACAAAAUAAUUGUUCUAGACGAAUAAUUAUUACUUUCUUCGCAUGAACUUUCUGGGCUGGAAACUGUUUUCUAACUUUUUUAUACCAGUCAGAAGACAAACAAGACACUGGACCAAGCCCAUGAACUCCCGUGACGUAGACAACCGUUGCUUGGGGGUGACCCAGGACCUCACAGAACACGCGGGAAAUCUCCAAAACCACGCCACAGAUUUCUUCCCACACGAGCAACACGUCCUCACUUCGGGGCUUUUGGACGCGUGUCUGUUCCAGACCAAGUUAUACACGGGGUAUGAUAAUGUCUCUCCUUCCACCGAGAGUUCUAUUGGACACUCGGACACACGAGACAUUUGUAACAGGACUGAAGAGAGUUUUGUGAAAGGCUACAAUGUCCCUCUUUCCACAGAGAGUUCCAGUAGAUACUCGGAUACAAAAGACAUUUGUAACAGGACUGUUGUAGAGAACUUUCUAAAAGGCUAUAAUGCCCCUUCUUCUGAGAGUUCCAGUGGAUAUUUUGAGGCGAAUGACGCUUGUUUCAGAACUGUGGAUAACUUUGUAAAAGAAUAUAAUGUCCCUCCUUCCACUGAGAAUUCUGGGGGAUAUUCUGAGUCUAAUGAAAUUUGUAACAGGGCGGAAGAGAGUUCUGUGAAAGGCUAUAAUGUCCCUCCUCCGAUUGAGGGUUUCAGUGGAUAUUCUGAGGCAAAAGACAUCUGUAGCAGGAGUGUAGAGGACUUUGUAAAAGGACAUAAUAACUCUCUUUCCACUGAGAAUUCUAGUGGAUAUUCUGAGCCAAAUGACUUUUGUAACAGAAAUGUAGAGAGCUUUUUGAAAGGGUAUAAUGCCCCUUCUGCUGAGAGUUCAGGUGGAUAUUCUGAGAAAAAAGACAUUAUUUACAGAACUGUGGAUAACUUUGUAAAAGGAUAUAACGCCCCUUCUUCGACUGAAGGUAGCAGUGGAUCCUCUGAGACCAAAGAUAUCUGUAGCAGGACUGUAGACAAUUUUGUCAACGGAUAUUCCUCUCCUUUUACCGAGAGUACUAGGGGAUACUCUGAGACAACAACCAGUUCGUGCAGCAAUGUCGAUAGCUUAGUGAACACAGGCGGGAGUGAGUGGGUUCACAGCACGCAAGGAGCAACAACUUCUGAGCUCGAGAAUGUAUCGGGGUUUCCCGAAGAGCCUCCAAGAAGAUCGUGCGAAAGGUUGGAAUACACAUCCAGAUACGGGGAACUGUCGGCUUCAGAGAGACUGGGACCUCCUUCGGAUGUGUUUUAUGACGUCACCAGCUCUGGAUACCACCACCACCAUCACCACCACAACCACCACCACCAGCAUCAGCAUCAGCACCAUCUUCAAACUCAGCAGGAGCAGCAGCAACAACAACAACAACUUUCUCAACAACAGCAGCAGCAGCAACACUCGCAGUCUGAACAACACCACAAUACAGUGACAACGACAACGUUGCAAACGAACAACAACAACAACAACAACAACAACAACAACAACAACAACAACAACAGUUUUUGGCAGCCGUACCAGAGAAGUGGUUCUGACUCCGAGAGGAGAGGUGUGGAUCAGGAAGGUGGAGAUUCCCGAUCUGAUGUACAGGCUUCCAACAUCGACGACCGCACUGCUUCGUCUAGAGGGAGUGCCUUGAUGUCUUUGGAUAGAGAUGGCGAGUCUACAGAGAGAAGGAGUGAGAGAAGGAGUUGCAGAGAGAAGGAAGACACGAAGAACGAAAACAAGAAACCGGAGGAAAUCAGUGGAGAUGACAACAACGACCUAGAAAAGAAAGAGAAAAGUGAGGAUAUUCUUGAGGAGAAAAAUGACCCUUCCUCGCACAAAGAGACACAAGUCGCCACAACCUUGAAAUGGUUGUCUGAGAACUACGAGCUGUCAGAAGGAGUCUGUCUGCCUCGGUGUGUGUUAUAUGUGCACUACCUGGACUUCUGUAAGCGACACAGCUUCAAGCCUGCAGGGGCCGCUACUUUUGGGAAGCUGAUCAGACAGAAAUUCAAGAACAUCACGACCAGACGGCUGGGAACGAGGGGGCAAUCUAAAUAUCAUUACUACGGUAUCGGCAUCAAGGAAAGCUCCAUCUACUACCAGUCGGUGUACACAGGCAAAGGACUCACCAGGUUCUCCGGGAUUAAGAUCAAGACGGAGGGUUCAAACCGGAAAUAUUCCUUGAGUUCCAAGACAGGCACUCUACUGCCUGAGUUCCCUGACGCUUACAACCUCAUCUUGUCUGACGCGGAGAUCGCUGAUAAGAUGCACACCUUCAUCAUGAUGUACCGCACACACUCUCAGAGAAUCCUGGACACAGUCAUCACCGCCAACUUUGAGGAGUCUGUCUGCCGACCUGCGUGCCUUCCUGAAGAGCCUCCCUCACUGGAUGCAGAACUCUCUAGACGACCUGGUCCCUCUUGUCAUCAGGAAGACCAAGCAAGAAGUUCUACAACAGUUCUUGAGAAGCAUGACAAGACAGUUGACGUUUAUCAAGAUGGCGCAGACUGCCCGGCCCCAUCUGUCCAGCAACGAGGUGACCACUAAGGCUGUGCACGACCUAGAGGCCGUGGACUUUGACCAGAUCCGAUCACAGAUCGGCUUCGCGCUAAACGACAAGUCUUUGGCCUGUGAGGAGAAGGCGACUGAUGACGAACAAGAUGCUCCCCCUGUCAUGGAAGAGUCACUUCCGGCCAUAAAUGCCCCGCCCCCUACAACAGCUCAACCAACCAGCGGCACCGCCUUCUCUCGGCCCCUCCCCUCCAACAACUUCGCCCGACACAGCUCCGACAUUGACAUCAUCACGUCAUCAGCGUCCUCCGCCCCCUACAACGAUAUGCUCCGCCCCUCCGCCAUCAACCCUAACCCCCUCCCUCUCUCACCCAUCAAACACUUCCCUUCCUACGAACGACCUUCCUAUCUCCCCGCCUUCAGUUUGAACACGUAUUCUGAUUACGUCACUCACCCAAACUCCCUCCACACGCCCAGGCAAGUCCAAGCCUUCUCGGAGCACACGCCUUCUCAACCUUUUCCUCCAAUGGGAUUUAACCCCACGGUGAACGCUCCGCCCCCCGCCCCGCCUACUUACUGGAGUGACAGCCGCCCCCACCACUCCUCACUCACCGACCCGUACUCUCAGCUGGGCUACAACAACUACCAGCAAAGCUACGACAGCUACAAGAAGAACCCCCUCCUCCGUAGCUCUAUGUACCAAGACAGUUUGUCUCGCUCCAACCCCCCGCCCCCUUUUGACAGCUUCUCAAGGUCAAACCCGCCUCCUUUUGACAGUUUCUCAAGGUCAAACCCGGGUCUGGACGGUCUAACGAGGUCAAACCCGGGUUUUGAGGGACUCGCUCGGCCAAACCCGACGUCCUUUGACAGCUCAAGAUCUGCUAUGUAUUAUCCCAGGACUCAUGACAACUUCCAAGUAGGAUCGUCACUAACCGUUGGGUCCUACGGAAACAGCUUUAUGGAGAUCACUCCGCCGGGCAGCCAAUAUGGCCGACAGGAGGGACUACUUUACCAAGAUGACGUCUUCGCCUCCAACAUGGCCGCGGCUUCUGGCUUCGCGGGAUUCCCAAAGACCUACCUUCCCGCUGGAUUCAGAUGAGAGAACCAUGUGGAUUCUACACAUGUUGUAUUCCGGGAAGUUUUUAAAUUGGCGGGAAUAAAAUUUAAUUGUUGUAAUGAAAAUCGAAAUUCAAUUUAGAAGGGUAGAUCUACACAAACAACAGCACAAAGUAUGACAUGAUGCCCAGAGCAGGAUAUCGUGGACACCUGACUUAAAUCAUAAAACCUCUAAACUGGGUCAAACAGGGGUUUGUUUGCUGUUGUUGGCUUUUUGGUCUAAAAUUGUUAUUGUUAUUUCCAACCAUAAUUAUCGGUUGAUGAUCUUGAAAUAAGUAAAAAGAACAUUCUACACUACAGUUUGAGCAAUUUUGGAGUAAACUACAGUAUUAUGUUUCCUCCAAAAACGAAACUGGAAAAAAAUUUCUAGAGCAAAAUUCAUUCCAGUUUUGAACGAGCAUGUUAAAAAAACUAAUAAAUAAAAUACUACAGCUUUGGACAAGUUUCAAAUUGCUAGUCCAUGUGAGUGAACAAAAUCUGAAACAUUCCAAACCGUCUGUAUCAAUCUCUAUUUUUGUAUAUCAUUAUUCUGAAAGCCAAGCAGUGUGGACUUCUAAUGGUUGAAAAGAUGAAAACAGAAAAAGGGAGAGAGAAAGAUUGAAUUAAUGAAUUCCUCCUUUCAUGUUUAUUGGUACUGCCUUUCUCUUUCACGAAUACUGCUCAGUGCAAAAUGUGCCUUUAUACACAUUCAGAACUGCCGUAAAAAAUGUUUUAAACAUUAACGUUUUGCUCAAAUGCUAUCUCUGUGUAUCUGUUACAUAAGUGCCACCUAUGUUUACAAUUUUUAAAAAUUACUUACUAUAUGGGGGUGGUGGCGGAGCGGUCAGUGCGCUCGUCUCCGAAGCGGAAAGUCCGGGUUCGAGCCUCGGUUCGGACACGGAUUUUUUUUUCGCCCCCAUCCU
Molecule: messenger RNA, 4592 nt
Organism: Aplysia californica (California sea hare)
Lineage: Eukaryota; Metazoa; Mollusca; Gastropoda; Aplysiida; Aplysiidae
Biological process (GO): regulation of transcription by RNA polymerase II
Molecular function (GO): RNA polymerase II cis-regulatory region sequence-specific DNA binding; DNA-binding transcription factor activity, RNA polymerase II-specific
Source: RefSeq, a predicted model, not a curated record